UCAAACAGCCAACCAUCACCCACACAGAGAAUAAAGCAGCGAACCGCAGAUCUGCAUUGCAUUACGUGAGCGUGAAUCUCAUCAUCAGUAAAUUAUAUCAUUUGGUGAAAAUCAUCUGCGCGGAAGUACCUUUCGUAACCAUCUUCUCAUUACCUCGGACCAUUAAGUGUGCAUGUCUAUUGGAGUCAUCAUGGAAGCAGACUUCGAGGAAAUCGAAAGCGAGAGAUCAUGGCAACGAGCUUUCUUCAACAUAAAAAUCAGCUCCCUAAAGCAUGACUACACGACGGAGGAAGCCAAAAAAGUAGAAAAUCGUCCCUUGAAUCGAUACAGAGACGUACAUCCAUACGAUCAUUCUCGGGUUGUACUGCUCAGAUCUGAAAGCGAUUAUAUCAACGCCAAUAUCGUCCCAGUGAAGAGAGCCGGUCGCGAGUAUAUUUUGACUCAAGGACCACUACCCGAAACGCUGUCCCAGUUUUGGCUCAUGGUCUGGGAACAAAAUACGAAAGGUAUUGUGAUGUUGAACAAAUUGAUUGAGAAGAAUCUCCUGAAGUGCCACAAAUAUUGGCCCGAUAAGGACAAUCUAGAAAUGAACUUCGAGUCUGUUGCACUGGCCGUGAGUUUUGUCUCUGAAAGUGCAAAAGAUAGCUACAUCUGUCGGACCUUCCGGCUCGUGGACGGUGAAACGGGGAAUGGUCGAGAAGUAUUCCAAUUCCAUUACAUGAACUGGCCAGAUUUUGGCGUUCCCCAGAGUCCCGAUGAUUUUCUGGACUUUCUAUCGGAUGUACGGCGAUCAGGCUGCCUCGAAAGCCACUGCGGACCGGCGAUAGUUCAUUGCUCCGCUGGCAUCGGUCGAUCGGGAACAUUCUGCCUCGUAGAUUCGAUAUUGCAGAUGAUCGAGCAUAAUCACCUCCAUGAAUCCGAAAUAAACUUACGGGAGGUCUUGCUCGAAAUGCGUCGUUACCGAAUGUCAUUGGUUCAAGCCCCGGAACAAUUACGUUUCUCGUAUCUCGCCAUCAUAGAAGCUUUACGUCGGAGAGACGGCAGAUCUCCGUACCUGUCUCGCAAGAAAGAUGAAGACGCUCCCCCUCCGCCACCGCACAGAGCUCGUCCAGUGAUGGCAAUGAAGACGGUGGUGAAUUACACUGAAGACAGCUCCUCAGAGGACGACGUCAACGAACACGAUGUCGGGAUCGACGAGGAACGAAAUGCCAAUGGGAACGACGCCAUCGGGCGGGAACCACCGGAGGAACUCGAGGGCGGAGACGAAGUUUUGAAAAUUGUAACGAACUCCGGGGAAUCUCCGGCCGACUCUGCUUGCGCAUCGGCUGACGCUAGCGAAAGCGAUAGCGACAGCGAGAGCGACAGUGGACCUCCUCCUUUGCCGCCAAAAGACAUUCCUAUGGGGGAACUCUCCGGCACGCAGCCGCAGCGAGAGCCCCCGCAGUCGCCCUUGCCUACAGAUAGAGUACUUCCUAACCUUUCCGAGGAUCUCCAUAGCUUCGAAAAAGAAAUCCUGGCAAAGGAGUGGAUGCGGGACGAGUCGAUCACGCUGCCUGGGGGGAAUCAAACGCCAAACUUUGACCAAGAAAUGCUCAUCAGGAAGCGUUUGCACGAACAGAAAAUACAGCAGAAGGUCCAGGCUAUCAAGAAAGGUGUUAAAGACGCGGAGGCCGCGAACGAUCGCAGAACUUUGUUCGAGAACAUUGGCAUCGGUGUGGUCGUAUUCCUAGGAGCCGGAAUCCUCCUGUACAGAAUCAUAGACUAUGUCAGGAGUUGAGAGCGUCCUGCAGUCGAACGAAAGCCUAGAAUCACUGAUUGCCGCCAAACUGGGAUCUUUAUCGUUUAUACAGAGAGACGAGCGCGUGGGCGACUCGAUCUAGUGAGACAAAGUGAACAAAUCUUCUCAGAAGCACCCAAAUGUGAAUCCAAUCUCUUGGUCGA
This is a messenger RNA of Galendromus occidentalis (western predatory mite), 1941 nucleotides long. RefSeq names its product tyrosine-protein phosphatase non-receptor type 2. Lineage: Eukaryota; Metazoa; Arthropoda; Arachnida; Mesostigmata; Phytoseiidae. The coding region runs from base 173 to 1777 and encodes 534 amino acids. Gene Ontology annotation, cellular component: cytoplasm; nucleus. Gene Ontology annotation, molecular function: protein kinase binding; non-membrane spanning protein tyrosine phosphatase activity. The transcript is spliced from 8 exons. The record is from RefSeq and is a predicted model, not a curated record. Gene Ontology annotation, biological process: negative regulation of ERK1 and ERK2 cascade; peptidyl-tyrosine dephosphorylation; negative regulation of receptor signaling pathway via JAK-STAT.